UUUUUUUUUCAUUUUCAGGCACCAGGUAUAUUUAUGACUGAUAACAGUGAUGCAGAAAAAGGUGCAAUUAAAGCAGUGUGGCCCAAAUCCUUGCAAUAUCUGUGCCACUUUCAUGUAGGCCAGUCUGAAUGGCGAUGGUUGAAAGACAGCAAACACAAAGUACCCCAAGAGAAUCAACCAGGCCUUAUGAAAAUGCUUCAAAAUAUUAUGUAUGCUGAAUGUACCGAGCAGUAUGAAGAGGCUUUGGAGACGCUUAAAAGUUGUGGUCAAUCAAAUUAUAUCAAGCACCUGGAGGUUGAUCUUUUGCCUAUUAAGGAGGAAUGGGUGAAGAUGUUUAGGCAUGAUAUUAUUAGUCGAGGACAUGAGACAAAUAAUCUAGCUGAAGCUAAUAUCAGAAUCCUAAAGGAUGUUGUCCUUACCCGAACAAAGGCAUUUAACGUCACUGCAAUGGUGGACUUCACUGUGCGUAUCUGGGAGCCAUACUUUGAGUCCCGUUUGCUUCGCUAUGCAUAUGGAAGAGAAUCUGGGCCCCUUCUUCGUUUUGAAGAACUCUCAGGCAGAAUGCCUCAUGAUUCUAUAAAGAAGGUAAAACACAUGGGUGAUGACCUUUACCUUGUACCAAGUGGAAAUCCUUUAACACCUGACUUGACCUAUGAAGUUGAGAGUACAAUUGGGUGGUGCAGCUGUCCAGCUGGUAGGUGUGGUGCUCUGUGUAAACACCAGGCUCUUAUAUAUGAGCAUUAUGGUGGAGCAUUCCCAAACAUGCCGGCUAUAAAUUGUGUAGGAAGACAUGAGUUAGGGAUUUUGUCUCUGGGUGAUCAAUGCCCACCAUUAUCCUUCUUUGUAGCUGUGGGUGAGAAAGUGCCAGAGGUACGGAAUAUUUUAAUAUAAAUUUAUUUUA
Messenger RNA from Frankliniella occidentalis (western flower thrips), 901 nucleotides. RefSeq lists its product as uncharacterized. Lineage: Eukaryota; Metazoa; Arthropoda; Insecta; Thysanoptera; Thripidae. Gene Ontology annotation, molecular function: zinc ion binding. The transcript has 3 exons. The coding region runs from base 34 to 891 and encodes 285 amino acids. The record is from RefSeq and is a predicted model, not a curated record.